UAAAAUGAAAAGAUAUCAAAAGAUACUACGAUUAAAGUAUUUUAAAAAUUAUAUUUAUUAUUAAUCUGAAUUAAAAUAUAGUAUGAAUUUCUAUGAAUAUGUCCAUUAGGUCCAUUUUUUAAAAAAUCACACAUGAAUCAAGGUUGUGACUUCUAUUUUAAUAUAUAAGAUUCAUGUUUACCAUCAUUCACUAUUUAUUUCUCCAAUUUGCAACCUCCCAUUUUUACAAUCUAUCACAUUGGUAACGCAAGUUAUUCGCUUAGAAAACAAAAAAAAAUAGGCAGCAUCGCCAAAAAAAGCUCAAAUUCAUAUCCAUACAUUUACAACACAAUUUAUCCUUUUCUUUUUUUUCUGUUUCCCCUCAAUAUUUAUAUACCACUUGAACCUCUAAAAACCCAUUAGCAUCCGAAGGACAAAAAAAUCUCAAGAAAAAUACCAAGGAUGAUCAAAUCCUAUUUACGUGUAAUAUUACUCUUAUUAUGCGCCACUAAUCUCUGCGCUUCAUCAUCAAUAACCAGAACCAGUACUAGAACAAUAACCAGAUCCAGAACCAGAACAAAAACGAGAACUGUAUCAUUACAUCAUGUAUACCAAACCAGUAGGACCAAGUGUCUGGGAUGUCACCACGACUCGUUACAGUUCUUGUUCCGACAAAAUUUGGUUCGUGCCCAAAGACUCGAAGCUCCUUUGAUUUGGGACCGCAGACUCCAGAACUACGCUCAAAACUGGGCUAAUCAAAGAAAAGGAGAUUGUGCUUUGAGACAUUCUUUCCAAAACGGAGAGUUUAGUUUCGGCGAAAACAUUUUCAGUGGAUACGGCAAAAACUGGUCCCCGGCCGACGCAGUGGUCGCAUGGGCCAGCGAGAAGAGGCACUAUAAUUACGGUUCCAACACGUGCGACCCUGGGAAGGUGUGUGGGCAUUACACACAGAUGGUGUGGAAGAACACGAGGAGGGUCGGGUGCGCACGUGUAAAGUGCAACAGUGGUGCGAUUUUCAUGACUUGUAACUAUGAUCCUCCCGGUAACUACAUCGGCCAGAAACCCUAUUGAGCGAUCAUUUAUCUACUCCUUGAUCUUAAUUUUGGAAAUUGUUAUAUGAAUUUUUGAAGGAAACUAGAUGGAUGUAUAUAUUGGGUAUUUUUCUAGAAAAUAGAUGCUUUUGCGGGGCUUGUGAUGCUGGUUAUGUUUGUAUCUUUAUACGUGAUUAUUUCACUUGAUGGUUGUAAUUGCAUUACGGUUAUUCAUCUAUA
Messenger RNA from Brassica rapa (field mustard), 1250 nucleotides. RefSeq names its product pathogenesis-related protein PR-1. The record is from RefSeq and is a predicted model, not a curated record. NCBI's taxonomy places the organism in Eukaryota, Viridiplantae, Streptophyta, Magnoliopsida, Brassicales, Brassicaceae. Gene Ontology annotation, cellular component: extracellular region.